This is a messenger RNA of Lacerta agilis (Sand lizard), 1518 nucleotides long. RefSeq names its product interleukin 6 receptor (gene IL6R). Lineage: Eukaryota; Metazoa; Chordata; Lepidosauria; Squamata; Lacertidae. The transcript has 10 exons. Bases 30 to 1463 code for a protein of 477 amino acids. Gene Ontology annotation, biological process: cytokine-mediated signaling pathway. Gene Ontology annotation, molecular function: cytokine receptor activity; protein binding. Gene Ontology annotation, cellular component: external side of plasma membrane; membrane. The record is from RefSeq and is a predicted model, not a curated record.
GCAGCAGCAGCAGGCAUCUCCCUGGCACCAUGUGGCUGCUCUGGGUUUCCUGGGUGGCGCAGCUGGUCGCGGCUGCAACCGGCUUGGUGGAUCAGGAGCAGUUGUGCCCGAAGCCGGCUGUGUCUCCCAAUACGAUUCUGGUUCAGCCAGGGAUGAACGUCACCCUGCCCUGCCUGCAGGGGGAGAUAGAGAACAUCACUCAGGUGCACUGGAUGUUCAAUGGAAGGAACCUGAGCGCAUCCACCGGUAGGCAGGUGAUCCCCAGACCCAGCCUCUACCUGCCGUCGGUAUAUUUCAAUGACUCCGGCCGCUACUCUUGCUACACCGACAGCCGCCUCCUCCUUUGCUCCCUGCGCCUGGUGGUAGAAGAACCUCCAGAGGCGCCAAACUUCACCUGCUUCCGAAAGAGCUUAGCCAAAGACAUUUUCUGCGAGUGGAAAACGCCGCGUGGGAUGUCCAGCCACACCAAGGCCAGGAUGUGGGUGCAGAAAAAUUUUGUCGGGGUGAACCGCGUCGAGCAGGCCUGCCGCUAUUACGCCAAGUCCCGGAAGUUCUCUUGCCGCAUCGAAGGAAUCGCUGACGACGUGCACAUCCUGAAGGUGUCCGUCUGCAUCUCCAACUUGGCGGGAGCCCUGAGCAGCCACACCUUCAUCAGCACCGAAAAUCUGUUGAAGCCAGACCCACCGAUCGACGUGGAGGUGAGGAACGUGGAGAUGCACCCCCACAAGCUGCUUGUGACCUGGCGCAAACCCCCCUCUUGGGGUUCCUCCUUCUUCCGCCUGCAGUUCGAGAUCCGCUACCGGGCGGAAGCCUCAGCAGCAUACAACAAGAUUCACCUUCGGGAUGAACACACUUCCUACACUAUCUCUGACGUGAUGGCAGGUGUCCAGCACAUUGUCCAGGUGCGGGCCCGGGAAGAAUUCAACCAAGGAAUCUGGAGCGAAUGGAGCCGGGAGAGCUUUGGAGUGCCCUGGACAGAAACCAAGGACCGCGACUCAGAAACCACGCCGGUCCCAUCAGAGGUAAGUCAUUCCCACGAGAAGCAGGGCCUUUUGGGUUGUGGCUCCAGAGCAGUUGAUCCUUUUGCCAGCACCAUUGAGCCCAAGUGCACUUCUGAGCUCCCUGUCGUCAUGAGUAAGCCGACAGUGGAAUACGCUGCCUCUUCGCCUCUGUACUUGUUCCUCAUCAUGGCCGUAAGCGUGACUGGAAUUGUUGGCGUCUUGGUCGUUGGAGUCAUUCUCCGGUACAGGAAAAAAUGGGGGACGUCGCCUUGCGGAGAAGAGAAAUCCAGCACCCCGCCACCACACUCCCUGACCCUCAUGGCUCCUGAGCCUCCUCUGAGCGCAUCUCCUCUCCUCUCCCCUCCGGCCUCGCCCUUCAGCGAGAGCUCUGUCGACACCCCGAGCAUCCCGUUGAACAGCCCCUACGAUGUUUCGAACGCAGACUAUUUCUUGAUGCCGUAGUAGCCGACAGAUGUCGGAUUUAGGGAGGUUAUUGGGUGCCGCAGCGUCCCCGGAU